CCGGAAAACUGUGACCUGUUAAGAGUUACAAAGGUGAACCCAGAAAUUUGUUACAUUGCUAGGAAGUCCACCUGUAGCCAUGGAUGCACGUCUACAAAAAUUACAAGAAGCCUUAGUAAAGAGCCUCAUUCCGAUUUCCCGAAUCGUGGUAACGAUUAGUACCUCUCUUGGAACAAACCCUACAGUAUCUGCACCAACACCAGAGGUUAUCUGGGUUGGGCUGUCCACAUCUAUUGUGCUUCUCGCUUCAGCUAAUCAUGAUCUGAACAUGUUCUGCAGGGACUUGUUCAAAGUUGACCUUGAUGAAAAUUACAAGGCAAUCUGUAGUAACAAAGAAUCUGUUGCUGCAGAACUGUUUGGUGAUGAUUUAAAGGAACGCCUGAAAACAGUAAAAGAAAGUAAAAAGGCUGCACAGCAACUGACAAGCCAAAAACGGAAACGCAACGAUCAACGGACGACCAGCUCAUAUAAUUCUAAUGUGCCUUUUUUAUUCCAACGUUGGGGCGGUCAUUUGCAAAGCUGACCCCAAC
Molecule: messenger RNA, 530 nt
Organism: Xenia sp. Carnegie-2017
Lineage: Eukaryota; Metazoa; Cnidaria; Anthozoa; Malacalcyonacea; Xeniidae
Exons: 1
Coding region: 80-523 (147 amino acids)
Source: RefSeq, a predicted model, not a curated record